CGGCGGCGGAGGCGGAGGAGGAGGAAGAGAAGGCCGGUCUGCUGCUGCUGCUGCUGCUGCUGCUCCUUUGGCUGAGGCGGCUUGGUCCGGCUGGGCGGCUGGAAGGGAGGCCAUGCAGGCUCGCUACUCCGUGUCCAGCCCCAACUCGCUGGGAGUGGUGCCGUACCUCGGCGGCGAGCAGAGCUACUACCGGGCGGCGGCGGCGGCGGCGGCGGCCGGCGGGGGCUACGCGGCCAUGCCCGCGCCCAUCGGCAUGUACUCGCCGCACCCGGCGGCGGCGGCCCACGAGCAGUACUCGGGCGGCGGCGGCGGCGGCGGCAUGGGCAGGCCUUACGGGCCGUACCCGCCGCAGCCGCAGCCCAAGGACCUGGUGAAGCCGCCGUACAGCUACAUCGCGCUCAUCACCAUGGCCAUCCAGAACGCGCCGGACAAGAAGAUCACGCUCAACGGCAUCUACCAGUUCAUCAUGGAGCGCUUCCCCUUCUACCGGGACAACAAGCAGGGCUGGCAGAACUCCAUCCGCCACAACCUCUCGCUCAACGAGUGCUUCGUCAAGGUGCCCCGCGACGACAAGAAGCCCGGCAAGGGCAGCUACUGGACGCUGGACCCGGACUCCUACAACAUGUUCGAGAACGGCUCCUUCCUGCGGCGCCGGCGGCGCUUCAAGAAGAAAGACGCCGUCAAGGACAAGGAGGAGAAGGAGCGCCUCCACCUCAAGGAGCAGCCGCCGCGCCCGCCGCAGCCGCCGCCGCCGCCGCCGCCGGACGGGGGCCCGCCACCCGUGCGGCUGCAGGACAUCAAGACGGAGAACGGCUCCGCGUCGCCCCCGCAAGCGCCGUCCCCGCUGGGGGCGGCGCCCGUGCCCAAGAUCGAAAGCCCCGAGAGCUCCGGCGCAAGCAGCCUCUCCAGCGGCGCGGGUAGCCCUCACGGCAGCGGCGGCGGAGGCGGCCGGGCGCUCGGCUUGGAUCCUCCGGCAGCGGACGCCCAACAGCACCCGCACCACCACCCGCACCACCACCCGCACCAUCAUCCCCACCACCACCACCACCACCCUCACCUCCAUCAUCCCCCGCCGCACCACCACUCCGCAGGACCCCCCGGGGGCGGCGGCGGCUUCAGCGUGGACAACAUCAUCAUGACCUCGCUGCGCGCGUCGCCCCAGGGCGCCGCCGGAGAGCUCCUGGCCCUGCCGCCGCCCUCCGCCUCGUCGUCGUCGGCCUCGUCCACCACCUCCACGCCGCGGACAGCGCCGCCUCCGCCGCCGCCUUCGCUGGCCCUGAGCAGCUGCUACUCGCCGGCCGCGUCGCAGAGCUCGCUCUACAGCGCCCCCUGCAGCCAGGGCGCCAGCACGACGGGCAGCGGCGGCGGCGCGGGCGGCGGCGGCAGCUACCACUGCAACCUGCAAGCCAUGAGCCUCUACGCCGCCGCCGCCGCCGCCUCCGGAGUGAGUCUGAGUGGAAAGAAUUUAGAUGGCAAACUGUUCCCCUGA
Varanus komodoensis (Komodo dragon) is the source of this 1489-nucleotide messenger RNA. It is a transcript of the gene FOXC1, whose product is annotated as forkhead box C1. Gene Ontology annotation, molecular function: RNA polymerase II cis-regulatory region sequence-specific DNA binding; DNA-binding transcription factor activity, RNA polymerase II-specific. The coding region runs from base 113 to 1489 and encodes 458 amino acids. Gene Ontology annotation, biological process: regulation of transcription by RNA polymerase II; anatomical structure morphogenesis; cell differentiation. NCBI's taxonomy places the organism in Eukaryota, Metazoa, Chordata, Lepidosauria, Squamata, Varanidae. The record is from RefSeq and is a predicted model, not a curated record. The transcript is spliced from 2 exons.